UUUCGUUUAGACUUACGUGUUUCUGUCUAAUGUUAAGUUUAUAAUGCUAUUGAUAUUUGUUAAAUAACUUCCUUUGGAAAAUCACCUGACAAAGCAUGACUUGGAAGACUUUUGUUUUUCUUAUUGCUACUGUUUGUUACGCCAAGAAUCGUCUUCAGAUAAAACCUGUACCAGUGUCAGACACAGGGCUGCCUGUAAAGGUGAAGAGUAUUCAGUACGUGCUGUUUGGCCCCAACCCACAACUUUUCGAUCAGCUGAUUGAGCUGACAUUUCUGUCAAUCAAUCCUAAACCUGUCGCGACGCUCAGCUAUUACGACUACCUACAACAUAAAGCUGAGAAGACAAUCAACCUAGAACUGAUCGAAUCCCAGAGAACACCUUACACCUACGAAUACAUAGAAAAUUUCAAGAACUACGACCACUUUGUCUUAGACAUCGCUGGCAGUAUUCCAUUCGAAUUCGUUGCUGUUACGUCCUGCGGCAUCACACCGUACGAUUCCGUGAGGCCCGCCAUAAUUGACGCGUGGUCUAAGGAGUACUACGUACCAGGCGGCAGAUUUGUUCCUAAAGAUGUUACGCUGAUGAACCGCAAACAUUUAGGGCACCCAAUUAUUAGUUACCAUUUGACAUCAAACGACUAUUUCUCAGUAAUGAUGCUAGGCGUUGAUAAGCAGAAGAAAUACAUGGCAGAAUUCGUGAGCACACAUGUCAACGGUAAAAUGUAUGACGUUGUACGCUUACUGUCUGCAACAACUAUACAAGAUUACGUCUUCAUUUCGACGGUCGAUAAUAACACGCUGGUGGUUGAAAAACACGAGGAUCCAGUUCAAGAGCAAGUCACGUUGUCUAAAGGAGACUUGUACCAUGUAGGUUGA
This is a messenger RNA of Physella acuta, 875 nucleotides long. RefSeq lists its product as uncharacterized. The record is from RefSeq and is a predicted model, not a curated record. Lineage: Eukaryota; Metazoa; Mollusca; Gastropoda; Physidae.